GGGGGUUGAGUUCCUUGAUACUGUACAGUAUGAGUAUGAAUACCGGUAAAUUACCUUACCAGGCUUACCCUGACCUAACCAUAACCUUACUGUCACUCGCAGGGAGAAGUGCUGUUCAAAGCUUUUUUGACCCACGCCACUACCAACGUGUUAAACACGGGGAGGGAUUUCACCACUUUAAAAAAAGCACAUCAACGCAUAACGGGGAAAGUCCGGGGGGGAGCAUUUUGAUUUUUUGCCCACAACUUGCUAUUUGCUCCGCAUGAGCGAGGAAAUUCCCGCGCCGGAGGAGGAGGAGGAGGAGGAGGUGCUGAUUGAGCAACCGGAGAAUGUCGGUGGCCUCAGACUUGAUCCGAAUUCUUAUACUGCGCAUCGCCUGCAUCAUGCUACCCCUGAACACUUACAUGUCACGACGCGACGGGUCUUUAUCGGGCCGAUACCUAUAGGUUGGUUAAAGAACCACCGGUCAGAGUGGUAUGGGCACCAUCGUCUCGGCGUGUUUGGGGCGGGAGAAAACCCGACUUUCUCUGCCGCGGAGGAUGGCUGCGGGGAACCAAUGCUUGGGGGUUUGAUACGGCGGGACACGAGCGAUUGGCGGACCGAGGGGGACGGGGGGGAGGGUUCUGGAGCUGUCAAUGGCGUCCUCAGGACCCCCGCCCCCCUCCCGAUACCGCGGUCUGAUACAAUGACCAACGAAUCGCAGGGGAGGAAAGGCAAAGGAAGGGCUACCAAUACGGAUGGGACUCGACAGCGACCUACGUCUCGGGGAUCACGCAAACGCUUGAAACCCGCAGACCUGAAUCGGGGGGAGUCGUUUGCGACGGCCAAUGAAUCUUGGGACUCUGCCGAAGAGGCACAACUCCUCGGGGAGCAGGAACAGGAAGAUGAAGAGGGUGAGAAUGCCCCGCAAAUGCGGAGCAUAGAGGGUUUGCACGUUGAGACGGACUUGGAAGGGUUUCCUGAAGAUCUUGUAAGUCAAGAGCCAGUUCCUCUUAGCGCCGGCAGCGACGUAGCAGCAAGUUCAGUUUCGCCGGCUCGAUCUCUGGAGGCAUCUAAUUCACUGGCAUCUCUAUUGAAGCACGAUGCACAGGCUCGAGAAAGAUUAUCGAGACAAGCGUCCUCCCGAGGGCGCACCCCGCCGCCGGAACGCAAGCUAUCGGGCAGGAGACUCGGAAUUCUCUCGAGAACCCGGGGCUCACGAUCGCUAAAGAAGAAUGCUACCGGCGGUUCUCCGCCCCCGCCUCCCCCGCCUCCCCCGCCCGCCCAACGUGUCGUUACCAAUAAGGAACGAGUUGCGGCAGGUCUAGUGCGCUUUAAUACAGCUGUAGAUGUCCGUGAGAGGGAUAGGGAGAUGCAGAUGAAGCUUGCUGAUCUCAGUCGGAGCAGGACAUUCCGUCAUAUGGGGCGAUAUCAUCACCAUUUCCGGAAACGGGAAGGUGAGAUCGUCAAGAUGGAGAAUAUGCUUGUCCGGGUGGAAAUAUCCGCUGCGCCCGUGCCUGGGGAAUACGACGAGAAUGAAAGCAUGAAAAUUGUCACUCAUUUAAGGGAGAAAUGGCGGGAAUUCGUCGUGGUCUGUCGGCAGACCGGGGAGAAGGAGACCCCAUUGGCCUUGCUACUUUACAAGAAGAGGGUUAUUCCGGCCAUUGAUAGGCCCAGGGUCUCCUCCCAUGGGGUGAUGGAGAUACCGCUUAAUCCGAAAAUUACCAAAGUCAAUCUUUACUCGACUUUGGACAAGACGCUGGUUGUUUGGUUGCCAUACAAGCAGGGGUCGAUCAUUUAUAUUAUGCGACCUCGCUGCAGUUCUUCAUCUGUGGAGUGGUAUACAUUUCUUCAGGGAGCACUAGGCUGGAAUAGCCCGGACAAACUGCUUAUAUGCGUCCCGGACUUGUCUCUGUCAAUCACGGUUGACAAGCCUUUUGCGCGAGUGCAGCAAAAAUUGGAGGAAGAUUCAGAUGAUGAGGCACCAAUAAGGGAGGAAAGGGCUGUCGCUAAGAACUUGCUGAACAGAAGUAUGCAACUGCUAGGAGGAGUCAAAGAAUGGGGUGAUAUCAUAGAACACUGGAAGCAGAGUGAGCGUAUGGGGCUAGCGUGGAGGCGUUACGAUCGCUUGGAGUGGGUCCAUGGAGUGAAUGAGCACAGGAUGUACGGAACCAUGGCUAUGCAGAAGACACAUGAGCUGGAGAUACGACCUAAGACUCAUUAUCCAACUGCAAUCAGAGUUGAUGGUGAGGAAAUGACGGAACCUGCUCCGGUUGAAGGGUUCCUGCUCCGGUUGACGUCUGGAAGGGGCCGCCAGGAGCGUCUUGGCGGGCCCUUUUAUAAGCGCUUGUACUUCACUACUCACGACAACCUCCUUUGCUUUUGCAAGCCUGCGAGAGCAUUGCCUCCGCCUCCACCAAAAUUGCGAGUCAAUACAGGGGUCAUUCCAAAGCUUAGUGAAAUCAAGGAUGAAAUCCCACUCAUAUACGCUGUAGCACCCUAUGCCCCAGACGCGGACGGAGACAUCGCCUGGAUCACGAAGGGCACGGCAAAAGAGAUUGGCGCCCGUGAUAGAGAUGCUUAUGAUGAAGGGGAGAGGAAGGUUAACACCCUACUUAGGGCUGAAGGGUUCAUUGAUCUAUGCAAGAUUGCCGAGGUAUGCUACGCCAAGCGGCAGCUACGAGGCAAAGAUGCUGGAAUUGGUCACGGCGAAUCGGCGGACUUUGACCGGUCUGUCCCGGAUCCAAAUCGUGGGGAUGGGGCUGUCGGCGAGGUUAAUGAUGAGAAGGCCUUCGAACUUCUUCUUGAUAAUGGGCUGACCUUGAGGUUGCAGAGUUAUGAUCAAAGGACCAGGGACGAGUGGAUGACAAGGUUGAAGGAUUUGGUCAAGUACUGGAGGGCGAGAGAUAAGGAGGAUUUGGCCACUAUCAGAAGGACCCGGGAUGCAAAUUUGAAGCAGCUGAAUUUGGAUGAGGAGAUGGAGUCAAUUGUUGGGCAGUUUGCUAGGAAGUGGGAGGUAUCUCGGUCGAUCGCAUCCGGGGAGAUAUUCAAUGUCUGCGGACUGUCUUCUUGCAGGGCUAUUACAAUGUCCGGCGUCCUAUAUCGCAAACCCCGCCGCCACGCCACCUUCAACCGCUACAAUGUAGUCCUCUGUCACGGCGAACUCCUAACCUUCCAUAACACCUAUCGUAGGAGCUCCGGAGCCGAGCUCCCGCACAUUCACCAAGAACGCCAUCUCUCACUCUCCCUCCGAGAUUGCUACGUCUACUCGGGCCUGAUAACGGAAGACGAACUCCUCUACCAAAACCAGACAUUUGACUCCAACACCCCGGGCCGUCAUGCACUUCCCCGAGUCUACCAGGACGGGAUGACAUCUCAUGACGGGGAUACAAUGACUUGCUUCGUAAUCUGGCAUGGCAUGAGGAGGAACAUUUUCAAGACCAAGGAUGACAGAGGUAAGACCGUUAGACAUCGUGUGACGGCGCUGGGACAGACGGGGAAGUCGAUUGUGUUCAAGGCGAGAAGCAGGCUGGAGAGGGACGCUUGGGUUAUGAGUAUUGGGAUGGAGAUUGAGAGGUUGAAUGCCACAACACCGGAGGAUAUCCAGGUUACAGCUUGAUUAUGCAUGCGUUCUCUAGGUGAUUGGGAUUUUAGUGCUUUCUUGCUUGUAGUUUUUUUUUGGGGGGUUUUCGAAGCAUAGCGAAUGGGUGUUUCCCUUCCUUUUUAGUGUAGCAGUUCUUUGUUCUUUUUUUCCUUUUCCCUCUCUUCGAGUAUUUCAGUGGAGGCUUUUAGCCUUUUCCGCUCACGUUCUUAGCUUAGUGUAAAUUAAUAGUCUAAUGAGGUCGGGUAUAGCGUCUAAUAUUAAUAUUAUACUUAUCAUACAAAAA
Tuber melanosporum (Perigord truffle) is the source of this 3866-nucleotide messenger RNA. RefSeq lists its product as uncharacterized. The transcript is spliced from 7 exons. Gene Ontology annotation, cellular component: prospore membrane. The record is from RefSeq and is a predicted model, not a curated record. Bases 263 to 3598 code for a protein of 1111 amino acids. Gene Ontology annotation, biological process: ascospore-type prospore membrane formation; protein localization to prospore membrane. Lineage: Eukaryota; Fungi; Ascomycota; Pezizomycetes; Pezizales; Tuberaceae.